AUUUCAAAUUGAUAAAAUGUAAAAGGACCAGUGUUUCACAUGUCACGUUUUUGUUUUGUUUGGCAGGAAAGUCUGAAAGGGUGUUACACAACUGUAGUGGUGAAAGUCCAGGGUUAAACAUUUGAAUAAAUUUCCACUCCCAUAUGCCACAUUCUUGUUUGUAGAAUAUGCAUGAAGUCUUCUUUGUUGCCAGAACUGAAUAACACAUUUGUCCACGUGAUAAGCUAACUAGCAGUAUACGCUAGCUAACUGUUAACUUCAUCAGUGACAAUUUAACAAGAAUUCACAUCCAAGCUCAUAGCUGUGAAAAGCAAAGCUUUAAUUUUAUACCUUCUUCAUUUCUUCAAAUUUUACGCAAAUAUCCACUUGGCCUCAAGGACAAGAAGACAAUUGGUUAACAUACUGAUGGUUCACUUGAUAAUCAUGGGUAGGUGUGUUUCAUAAUCUUUUUAUUCAUGCCAAAAAGCUGCAUGGCUAUUGCAUAAAUCUAGGUUAAGAUUUGAAUAUUUCCACUCAAGCAAUCUAAGAGUAUGCUGCUGAUAUAGUGAUGCUGUUCCCUUCCCCCAAGCAUCCAUAUACCUAGAAAGGCUAUGUAAUCAUUAUUAUUGAUUGCAUGACUCUUCAUGUCAUUUUUGCAUGUUGUGACACAAAGCUGUGUGCAUGUCAUUUGACAUUUGAAUUCAGAGAUUUCUCAUGAGCUGCAUGUGAUGACAAUUUUUUUUUUUUUUUUUCAUUUCAGGAACAUUUCUAUGAUGCUGCAAGCAGAACAGGAUGCAUUUUCUGGUUUCUGAAAACAGUGCAAAGGAAGAUUCAUAGAUCUGCACUGCCACCAAAUAUCUCCAUUGACUUUUCUCCAGGAUGUCCAAAUUUCCAAAGGACUAACAAUGUUUAAAGGUAGCUUGAUGGGAUGCUUGAGGUCCUCUCCACCCUCCCAAGAUUCCUGGAUACAGGAGGAUUGCUAAAUUUGGAAUGAGAUGUUUACAAUGGCUUGAAGUUUCUUUCUUAUCAAGAUUUCACUCUCCUAUUUGCUGAUGAGAUAUCCUCCAGGCUGCUUCUGAAAUGGGAUAUGUUUUUAAAGCCAAAUGUCAUAAAAGAAGCUAAGGGGCUCACUUCAACACCAGAAUUGUCACUUGGUGCAGUCAGCAGAAAUUCCCCAGGAAGUGAUCUUGAUGAGGAAGCAAGUGAGUUGAAUUUCUGUUUUAAAGCAUUUCCUAUAGUUAGUUAUUGAAGUAUUUUCAUGUUUGUAAUAAUUAUUCAUUUGAUGAUACCUGAUCUUCUGGAGGAUGUGGCCCAGUAUGAGAUCAUAUUGCUUUUUGAAUCUCACACACUUCAUAUGGGAAAAAGUCGUUUUCCCGGAUUUAUAGUUUUCAUUAUGGAUAUUCUGAACAAAAAAAAUGUCCCACAACGAUUUGAGUGUUGGCAAUGGCAUUGGUUUGAAUUCUAUUCAGACAUUGUCUUCUGAAAAACAUCCCAUUGUUAUUUGGUGACAUUAUUACAGGAAACAAAAACUGGAAUUUGUUGCUGUUUUUUCUUCAAAUAAUGAACAUUUUUUCACCUUCAAAAAGCCGUUUGAUGUUCAAAGCUCAUACAAUGUUUCAGAAAAAAGUUUGUACAUUGUCAUUCACAAUGUUUUAAUUAAACUAUAUAAAUGACUGGAAGUGACAAAAUAAAUGUUUUUGAAAAAUACCUUGUUUAUUGGAGUCAAUUAUAAUUAAAAUUUUCAGUGUAGAUAGCUUGACACUUUAGUAGAUGACACUAACACUACCCAAAUAGUUAAGUGUUACGGGUCUAAUGUGUCCCCUACUGUUAUAUAACUUUCUGUGCGUUAAAGAAGGAACUCUGGCACAGUGGUAAUAUUUAACUAUUCUGAAAGUGUUAAUCUACUCUGGAAAAUGUGGAGUAUCAUAAACCCUGUGUUGAAAUCAACUGUAUGGGUGUUAAUUCAACUCUGCACUUUUUGCUGUGAGCAUUUCAUCCUUCUUAAAGAAGGAACACAUCCGUUUUUUUUUUUUAUAGUACAGGGAUGACACCCUCAGAGAGCACAGAGAGACUCUUUCUGCAGAUUCUUUGGGACUGGUUAAGAGAAUGGACAAGCCUCCUCAGAUCACCAUGUUUUCCAGUUUUGUUCUCUCUCAGCGUUUAUAUGUGCUGCUGCUUUCCUUAUAUCUGUCUGGAUCUGCUCUGCUCCAGACUGGCACUGGUACGUCGCUUCAAGAUCCAGCCUCAAAGCAAAGUGACAUGGGCAGCGACUUGGAGGUGCUUGUGCAAGAUUUCCCGCAACCACGUAUGUUUUAUUUUCCCCCUCUCCGUUGUGCACUGGUACUGGAAGCCUGUGGUUUCUCCCCCUGUGGCACCUGCAAUGCUAGCUGUUGUUAAAGAUGUACUGGCUUGCUUACUCCUGUUCGACACGCAGUACUUUUUUUGGCAUCUGCUGCAUCACAAAGUGUACUGGCUCUACCGUUUCUUCCACAAGGAGCACCACGUCUACACGGCCACCUUCUCCCUGACGACGGAGGACACAAGUGUCUGGGAGAUGCUGAGCCUCAGUUUCUUCACAACACUGAACCCUGUGCUCCUCGACUGCCAUCCGCUCACGGAGAUGCUCUUCUUCAUCGCUAACAUUUAUCUGUCUGUGGAGGCUCACUCGGGCUAUGAAUUUCCCUGGUCUCCACACAGACUGGUGCCCUUUGGCCUCUACGGAGGCGCUCAGCAUCAUGAUCUCCACCACCUCAAAUUCAAAGUGAACUAUGCGCCGUACUUCACGCACUGGGACAGACUUUUUGGCACACUGCACACACAGAAAAAGUCAAGAAACACAGAGACUUUAAAGAGGAUGUGUUUAUCAGAUUCUGCAACGACUGAUGAAGACUGACUUUGAUUUAAAUUUGUUUUAAUCUAAAUAUGUACAAGUAUGAAUAAUAGAUGCCAAAAGAUGCUGAGAUUUUUAGUCAUGCUCCAAAAAUGUACUAUUGGCACAAUACUAUAGCAUUAUUGUAA
Messenger RNA from Seriola dumerili (greater amberjack), 2997 nucleotides. Its product is annotated as cholesterol 25-hydroxylase-like protein. NCBI's taxonomy places the organism in Eukaryota, Metazoa, Chordata, Actinopteri, Carangiformes, Carangidae. Gene Ontology annotation, molecular function: iron ion binding; steroid hydroxylase activity; C-4 methylsterol oxidase activity. Gene Ontology annotation, biological process: cholesterol metabolic process; sterol biosynthetic process. The coding region runs from base 2024 to 2872 and encodes 282 amino acids. The transcript has a single exon. The record is from RefSeq and is a predicted model, not a curated record.